AUGAGGCUAGAGUUAUCUAUUAGUAGGAUUUUGCAAUGGAAUCCUCAUAAAGGGGAACAUGAGACAAUCUUUGCCGACAUGUUAUUGACCCAUCUAAAGAGAAAACUUGGGAAAACACCCAGGGAUACAGACAGCUCAACUUUCGAUUCUGCAACUUUUGAAUUCUUGGUUGGUAUAAUUUUUAUCCUGAGAAUUAUUUUUGUGGAGCCUUCUAAUUAUUCACUAGGUAGCAGAGAAAUUCCAGCGAGAGAAGCUGUGACGGAGACGAUCCCAGGAUCUAAAUCAAUUUUAUGUAAUCAUAGUUUCUUGGGGUAUCACAAGACAUUGUACUAUGAUGACCAGCAGUAUUGCAUAAAUGGCCAUAUCAAUGGAGUUGCUGAUUUGAUGUUUUGGAGUGGACAAUCUGCAUAUGGGGAUGUCGCCAUUUCAGAGGAUAUAGGUGCACAGCAGAGCAACUAUUUUGUAGGUUCCAUCAUUGCACAUGAAAAUGAUGAUCUAAAUGUUGAGAGUUGUUUCAUAUUCACCAGUUGCAUUGCAUUAUGA
This is a messenger RNA of Salvia splendens (bonfire salvia), 543 nucleotides long. RefSeq names its product probable pectinesterase 66. The record is from RefSeq and is a predicted model, not a curated record. NCBI's taxonomy places the organism in Eukaryota, Viridiplantae, Streptophyta, Magnoliopsida, Lamiales, Lamiaceae. The transcript has a single exon. The coding region runs from base 1 to 543 and encodes 180 amino acids.